Molecule: messenger RNA, 5100 nt
Organism: Chrysemys picta bellii (western painted turtle)
Lineage: Eukaryota; Metazoa; Chordata; Testudines; Emydidae
Source: RefSeq, a predicted model, not a curated record
GUUUUCUCAGGGCAUGUGCCUUCAUACUUACAUAGAAUAAAGUCUGGAGGUCACCAAUCGUCUCUGUCUCAGAGGACAGGGCAUAAGCCUCUGGUCAGCUGCGAAGGGUAAUGGGCACCAACAGCACCGAGGAGCCCAAAGGGGUCCCAAGGCUGCAGAUUGGCUGAAUCUGAGAGUUGAAGGCUCAGUAAUGGGGGUUGCUUGAGGAGAAGGCAUGUUCUUCCAGGUGCUUCCCCCUUCCCACCAUCAUCACCUCCGUCUUGCCUGGUCUCAGCAUUAGCCAAGUGCUCUGGGUCCUGCCCAGUGCUGAUCUCAGCCCACUGCUGGGAGAGCGGGCGACGGAAUUGUGUACCUUGGAGGCAAGGAGCCACAGGGCUGGGUAAUGCUGGCACUGCAGCCCGGGCUGGCUCACCAGCUUUCCGGAUGUCUUCACGCAGACAUGGGCUCUGGAGAGAACUGGGCAUUGCCUUAGCUUUCAAUUCACACUCCCACCUCCCGCGGAUUUGGCUAGCACUUGGUCAAACCCAUCAGCACCAUAACUCAGGGCUGUGCAUGGGCCAGCCAGCCCCAACGCUCACAGCCCCGUGCUGCUCUACCCAGCUUUGCUUGGCUUUCAGCUGUUCCUUUUCAGCAACCAGUCUCAGUGCCCAGUCCCUAUGGUGCUGGGGGAUGGAUGGAAUCAGUUUGCUCCCUGGUGCAGAGAGACCUGGAUCUCAGCCCCCGCUGGCUCACAGCUGGCCUGUGUGAGAAUCCCAAACAUGGGUAGGAUCCAGCCUUAUCUCUGAUGGCACCCGCAAGCAGCCAGCACGUGUGUACUCAGACUGCCUGCCAAGGAGAGCCCAAGUGGCUGGGAUCACUGGCCCAGGGAGAUUGGUGGUUGCUAUGGAGAGAAAGGCUGCUGAUUUGGGCGUUGGCACUGCUGUCUGCUCCAGAUAAGCAUGUUCUGGUGAAGUGCCCUGAAAGGGUGGGGUCUAGGCCACGGGAGCUGAAGGCAGUAGGUGAAAGGGACAGAUUCUCGGGACAGCUACAGCUCUGCCUGCCUCCUCCUCUAGGCCUCUCGUUUCUGUCUGCCUGCCUCCUUCUCUUCAUCGACAGUGUGUCAGACUCUCCUGUCUGUCUAAUCAUCACCAUGCACAUCCUUCUCUCCAGAGGGAGCAUCUGACCCACAGCCCAGCCUAGGAGCCCAAAGGGAUGUGGAAACACAGAAUCACUGGACUCUGUGGAUGACCAAGCCCUUCCCGCAGGCGACGGAAUGGAAAGGUUACAGAAGCAAUCUUUGACCUCCCCUGGGAGCGUCUGUUCCUCCCGCGGGUCCAGCGUCCCAGGAUCACCCUCCAGCAUUGUGCGGUCCCUGUCCCCCAAAUCCAUCUCUCCUCCUCCUUCUCCAGAAGUCAUCCGGGAUGGGAUGGAAAACAAGUCCCUCGGAAGUGCCUCCCAGGCAGCUAGUCGCCGGACCAGCAGCACAGCCUGGAGCGGAAUGCACCACUUCCACCGACCUGAUACCAACACCAUGGAUCUGAACAUAUACAAGAAGCCGCCAAUCUACAAGCAGAGAGAGCCCUCGACGGGAGCCCCACAGAGCAAGCACAUGAUAGAAGACCAGAUCAUUGAGUGCUCCAAGUUCCCAGCAGCCCAGGCCCCGGACCCCAACCAGCCAGCCAAGAUCGAGACAGAUUAUUGGCCCUGCCCUCCCUCCCUGGCAGUCGUAGAGAAGGAGUGGAGGCAGCGGAUGGCCUCCAAGAAAGGCAUGGAAGAAGAAGAGGAUCUCACGGAGGAAAUGACUAACCUGCGUGAACUACAGAAACAGGAGCUGAGUAAGGUCACCUCAAACCUCGGGAAGCUGAUCCUGAAGGAGGAGAUGGAGAAAUCUCUUCCCAUCCGGAGGAAAACCCGCUCGCUCCCAGACCGGACGCCCUUCCACACCACUCUGCCCCUGGGGAGUUCCAGAUCCUCCACCCUUCCUGGGAGAAGUACCCUCACCAGGCUGCAGUCAGCAGAGUUCAGCCCAGACAGCAGCGAGAAGGGGAGCCCAGACCUGCAGAAUGGCCAGCGGGGGAGGAUGGACAGAGGGAACUCCCUGCCCAGCAUGCUGGAGCAGAAGAUUUACCCCUAUGAGGUGCUGAAGGUGACGUACAGGGGUCGUGUGAAACUGCUUCCGGGAGUGGACAGAACAAGGCUAGAGAGGCACCUGUCCCCAGAGGAUUUCCUGCGUGUCUUCAAGAUGUCCCUGGAGGAGUUCAGCAAGCUGGCCCUGUGGAAGCGGAACGAGCUGAAGAAGAAAGCUUUACUGUUCUGAGCCGUGUGCCCGGCCUGAGCCAACCCUAGCCGUGAUCUCAGUUAGUGUCAAACACAAUCUCGCAUCACAGCUGCUUUAGGGCUACUGAGCCAGUUUUAACACCUGCCUCCCUUCCCCGAAGCCCCUCAGGCACGUUGAUCCCUCAUUCCCAGUUUUGCCUCUCCCUAGGGGAUAUCGGAGAGCCUCUCCCUGCCCAAACCUUCCCCCUCACAGGCCCGGGGGGGCUGCUGGCAACGCUGGUGGGCUGUUCAGUCUGGGUCAAACCUCUUUUAAUGGAGCCAGGGGAGGGAGAAUUGAACAAGUGGAGGGAGGAGCAAGCAGACCCUAGUCAGCCAAGGUCCCCGGGCUGGGUGAUGUGUAGGGGCUUCUCGGGGGCAGGGCAUCAGUGUCCCUCUUUGCCUGUUGGGGUCGCGGCUGGUUCAGCCAGGAUGGGAGCCAUAGCUACUGGAGGGGACUCUGGCAGGGGCCCUGGCUGGACAGAACAGGGACACAUCAUACUGUUCGGUUGCUGGACGCAUGUUGGUUUAGGUGUAAGGGAAGUCAGGGCUGCUUCUACCUUGCUGCUGGGCCCUGACUGGCUCCCCCACUUCAGGACCCUGCUCCCAGCCUUACUGCUCCUCUCGGGGCCAGCUUCCCACCCUGUCAACACUGGGUAGGGCACAUGUAUAUAUCUGAAUAGCUGUAACUCUGACGUGGGCCACAGGGGCUGCUGGGUGUCGCCAUGGCUGCGUUUCUGAGUGGCCGGUCACUAAUGGGGUUGCCAUUUGCCUAGAGUAGGCUCCAAAGAGCCAUGAUCUUCAUUAGCAGCCACUCCCCAUGGACCCACCUGCAGGCGGGGUCCCAUCCUCGUAAUCAAACGCCCUUCGUUGGAGCUGGGAGGGGGCACAAGAACCUCUCGCUGGAGAGAACUGGAGAAUCAGAACCAACCCUUCUGAGGUCAUCUCUGUCUCACUCUCGCUCGCUCCUGGCCUCCCCCUCCUCUCCUCACUCCCACCAUCCCUCCCCCUAAAUUCAAUCCCUAGGUGGACAUGACCGAGCACCUCCCAAGUUCUCAACCCAAGGGCCCAGGCUCUCAAACCACAGAGCUCCCCAUUAAGGCUACAGCCCCCACUCCCCACCCCUUGCAGCUGCCUCUGGGGGAGGGUUGCUCUUAGCUCGAUUGUUUCAUGGCUCAGUAGUUGAUGAUUUUGCUCCUGCCCCUUUGUGGAGCCUCAGUCAAAGCCCAGCGGCUGCCCCGCCAAGCCCAAGGCCUUUCCCCAGGUUUGGCAGAGGAGUUUGCCUGAGCAGUGAGAGACUCAGGGCUUGAGGCUGGAGGGGAGCCUAGAGGCAGCUCAUCACGUUCUCUCCAGCCUGGCAUGCGAUCUCUGGCAGCCAUCUCACUCUGUCCUCCUCAGGCCUCCCGGCUACGAUUUCCCUCUCCACGUGUACCCCGUGGGGUGCAAUAACCCUCUGCUGUGGAAACCACACCAUCAGUACACUGCCACAAACUGCAGGCUGUCCCCUGCUGACAAGCCAGGUGAGGUCCGAUUUUGGCUUCCCAGACGCAGUGUGUAACCAACCAGGGCUCAGACAAGCCAGCUCUCGCUAUGCCCAAGGAUGGAACUUCAUCAGGCAGUGACAGUAUUUUAGAGCCGGUGCGGGUGAGGGGAUGCCUGUGUCAAUGCUAGGUGAAGGAGCAGAGAGGAUGCCAAGGCAGAGGGCUCUGUGCAGCUGCCUCAGUAGCUAGGAAGCCAGGCCCUGUGCAGUGACCAGCAGAGACUGAUGUGGUGCCGAUCCCUUGUGGACCCCGGCCUCAUCGCCAGGCCCUGGAGUUUGGAAAUAAUCACCCAAGAUUGCUCUGCAUCCUGCACACAACCCCGCCCAAGCCCCGUUCCCCGCACGCUUCAGAGCUGCCUACAAGGAGCAGUGUGUCCUGGAAAGGGCAGGAAACUUACCAGUAUCCUGGGGGGUUGUUCCACGCUAUGCUUCUUGUUUGCCAGAGGACAAGCUCGGCUUCCAGCCCAGCUGCACUCCCCACCUUAGAGCCACCUCUGAGAUCUCUCAACCAAGCAAAGAGUAAACAGCCGGGAGACUCCCCCUUCCUGAUAGGGUAUUGAUCAAAGGGGAUCCAAUAAGCCUAUGUUUGGAUCAGCUGGCCUGUCUCGGGCAGACCCUUAUCCAGCAGAGCAGGAGCAUUAUAGAGAGGUGAGCCACGCUUUUCUCUGAAAUGUCAGCUGUUGGCAGGAUAUUGGCUUGGCAGCCCGCUCCUGCACAUGGACGUCUGUGGGAGCUCCCUAUGUGGGGCACAUGCAGGACAGUCUAGUGGUCUGAUCACCCAUCCCAUCUGGGCUAAUAGCACCUUACAUGCCUCCAGGAACAAACCCAAGGAGCUAACAAUUUCCUUUGCUUUGGGGUAUUUUUAAAAGUCAAAAUAACCAGCGGUCGAAUAGGGGAACUGGCCCCCCAUUAGCCAAACGAUUUCCUGGUCUGCUGCUCCUUUCAGUCCCCCUCCUGGGUCCUUUUUCUACUGUGCACCACAUCUGCUCCACAGCGCUGGCCUGAGAGCGCUUUCCCUUUUCAACCACUGCCCCACUACACUCUGUCGGGAUGUAAAGAAUGUAAUUUAUUGGGAAAUCCCUGGCCCAUUCUUGCCUUUCACUGCUACUUAUAUGACAUAUCUAUAAAUAUAUAUAUAUAAAUAUGGAUUUUUUUCUGAUUUGAAUACAGUGAUUCCCCUUUCUCUGUUUAUUUUUUGCUGGUGUCGGAGAUUCCACGUGAGAGUGAUUUUUUGCUUAUAAUUAAAGGUGAAAUGGCUUUAUUCAACA